Microthlaspi erraticum is the source of this 330-nucleotide messenger RNA. NCBI's taxonomy places the organism in Eukaryota, Viridiplantae, Streptophyta, Magnoliopsida, Brassicales, Brassicaceae. The record is from the annotation of a GenBank genome assembly.
AUGUGUAGCUUGAGUUUCUGCAGGAUGGAGGUUCAUCACGGGAUCAGGAAUGCGAGACUUCAAGGGGACUACAGUGAUUAUGCACUGACCGAACCUUGUCCUUUGAGGUCUACUGAUGAUCCUUUGGGGUCUAAAGACGUCCAGGGAGAGCUUCGGUCGCAUGGACCAACAAUAGGCGAAAGCAGGCAAAAUGGAGUGAAGAGGAGGUCGAUCGAACCACAUCACGAACAAGGGAUGGAAUGGAUUGAAUGGAAGGAAUGGAUGAAUGGAGUGAAUGGAAGAUCUGAUGGAAAGAGAUCUCCAACGCCACCUUCUGUCUUGUUGAUAUAA